UGUCAUCAAAGCGCGUCAAUCUUCCUGUAGAUUAAACUGUACCUUUAGUGCCCUCAAACUCUCUUCUGUCUCCCUAAAAACAGCCAUAAUUAUGCUAGUCUUACAGGGAUGUCUUACUUUGACACAGUUCAUCAGAGGGAGGCCCUCUGGCAGCCUGUUAUUGCGGUGUUACUACAGUCGGGAUGCAUCCAGAUCAUGUGUAGCAUUUCACCGUCCGACCACCAGAACCAGGACAAGUCUGCUGUCGUCGCAGGACCAGCGAGUGUUUCAUCAUCUCCUACCUGCUCAUCCCAGCUCUUUCAGAGUUUUCUCAUCUUCUCCACCAGCCAGAGGAGACGCUGUGGGAAACAUCCAGUCAACACAUUAUCAUCUUGUUUACACAUGCAAGGUUUGCUCCACCAGGUCCAUGCAGAGGGUCUCUAAGGUGGCUUACCAUAAAGGUGUGGUGAUCGUGACAUGUCCAGGGUGCAAGAACCACCACAUCAUCGCUGACAACCUCAGCUGGUUCUCAGAUCUGGAGGGGAAGAGAAACAUUGAGGAAAUCCUCGCUGCCAAAGGGGAGACCGUGAAGAGGGUUGAAGGAAGUGCUGCUUUGGAGAUAGUUGUGGAGGAAUCGAGUAUAGACGGUUUACAGAAAGCUGACAGAGAAGAGAAAGAAAAUGAGCCAGAAACAACAUGAUUUAACUUAAUUGCAUGUGCACUUUGUAUAUUUGUAUAUUAAAAUUUACAAUAAAUGCAACUUUUUUGGUC
Molecule: messenger RNA, 750 nt
Organism: Girardinichthys multiradiatus
Lineage: Eukaryota; Metazoa; Chordata; Actinopteri; Cyprinodontiformes; Goodeidae
Gene: dnlz
Product: DNL-type zinc finger
Exons: 3
Coding region: 92-679 (195 amino acids)
Biological process (GO): protein folding; protein import into mitochondrial matrix; protein stabilization
Cellular component (GO): mitochondrion
Molecular function (GO): protein-folding chaperone binding; zinc ion binding
Source: RefSeq, a predicted model, not a curated record